Molecule: messenger RNA, 297 nt
Organism: Prunus armeniaca (apricot)
Lineage: Eukaryota; Viridiplantae; Streptophyta; Magnoliopsida; Rosales; Rosaceae
Source: the annotation of a GenBank genome assembly
AUGCUGGUAAUAAGGGCUGGUGAGAUUGUAGCCCAGGCCCAGUGUGCGGUCGCACGCGUGUUAUGCACGCACCCGUCUUUAUGGGUUAGCUGGGUUAGCCGUCGUGUUUGCAGGCGUGUUGACAGGCCCCGUACGUGGCCGGGUACGUCCCGACGUAUGAGUGGGGGAUAUGAUGGGUAUAAGGGGCUGGUGAGAAUGUACCAUGCCCAGUGUGAGGUCGCACGCGUCUUUGGGUUAGCCGGCGUGUUGACAGCCCCGUACGUGCGGGUCGUCCCGACGUAUGAGUGGGUGAUAUGA